Medicago truncatula (barrel medic) is the source of this 945-nucleotide messenger RNA. RefSeq names its product F-box/kelch-repeat protein At3g23880. Gene Ontology annotation, molecular function: protein binding. The transcript has a single exon. The record is from RefSeq and is a predicted model, not a curated record. Bases 1 to 945 code for a protein of 314 amino acids. NCBI's taxonomy places the organism in Eukaryota, Viridiplantae, Streptophyta, Magnoliopsida, Fabales, Fabaceae.
AUGAAGAAAACAGCCACCGCCAAGAGGCAGCAACCGACUACCAAAUUGAUCGGAACCCUAAGAUCACUCUUACGUUCACUCUUCAACUCUUCUGACCCAUCGCGGCUGCCGGAUCUCCCGCUCGAAUUGGUGGCAGAGAUUCUAUGCAGACUUCCUGUCAAGCUCCUCCUACAACUUCGAUGCCUUAGUAAGUCCUUCAAUAACCUGAUUUCUGAUCCCAAUUUCGCUAAGAAACACCUUCGCUUAUCAACCACCAGCCGCAACCUCAUCUUAACCUACUUUGAUGAUACUAUUGAUAGGAAGCCAACACUAGUCUUUUACCGGCUUCACUCCAUUUUUCACCGAAGUCGCUCCAUUUUUAACUCUGUAACGGUUAAACCCACCCAACUACACUAUCUUUUUGACCCACUAUACAGUAUUAUCGUUGGCUCUUGCAAUGGAAUCCUAUGUUUGGAUAAGAAUGACUUCGAAAUGGUUGAACAAAGCGAUGUCAUUUUGUGGAACCCUUCUGUUGGAAAAUUCAAAAUAUUGCCUUCUUUUAAAAUUCAAGGAGAAUGUGGUUUAGUUAAAUAUGGCUUUGGCUACGAUCAUGUGAAGGAUGUUUACAAGAUCGUUGCUGUUUUUUCCUAUUAUUGUUGUAAUGAGGUUUUCAAAACUCAAGGCAUGGUUCAUACUUUGGGUACUAAUUCAUGGAGAACAAUUCAAUGGGAGUUACCUCUUCCAUGUUCUUGUGAAUCACUCAUAUAUGUGAGUGGCGCGCUUAAUUGGUUAUGUAAGGAUAAUCGUAAUCACAGCGUUGUUUUCUUUGAUUUGGUGAUUGAGUCGUAUAGAAGACUUUUGCUGCCUAAUUAUGGAGGGGAAUAUUUGGAUAAGGUGAAUUUGGGUGUUUCAAGGGGCUGUUUGUGUACAUUGCAUGUAGUCCCGGUUUUUCUAGUGUUUGGCUGA